AUGACAACAACAAGUACACAGACUAUUGAGCUAUCACCUAUUACAACUCGUCAAUCAUCCAUAGCCCCAUUAAAUCCUGGCUAUUCGCUUCAACAUCGGCAUCCACCCGGUCGAGAUGUCGCUGACGCAUCUCUGGAGCAUGGAUUUGACCGACCCACCGACCCACUUUCACUCUACAAUAGUAAAAAAACAGAAGAAGAUCUCAAACAAAUGAAAAGCAGAGGCACAUCCAAAAAGGUCCAAAAAUUUUAUCGAGAGCAGAAUGACCUCAUUGACAAUAUGCUCAGUCCACUCAACCCUAUCGAUGAAGAGGAUGAACAACGGCAAAUGUUAAAGGUCAAAAUUGCCGUAUAUGGCUCUGGGAUGGCCAACGUUGUGUUAUUUGCAUUACAAUUAGUGGCUGCCAUCUCAUCAGGGUCGCUCUCUAUCUUUGCAACCAUGGCCGAUUCAUUCAUGGAUCUUCUUAGUUCGAUUGUUUUGAUGUGGGCUGCACGUCAAGUGAGCAGACCCAACCCAAUCAAAUAUCCUGCCGGCAAAGAAAGAAUGGAAACAGCCGCCAUCAUGGUUUUCUCGUGUCUUAUGAGUUGUGUGGCCAUCUUCUUGAUUAUCGAAUCUGCUCAAAAGCUUGCUGAAGGGGAUGUAGAAUCACCUGAUCUCUCUACAUUAUCAAUCGCGUUGGUAGCCACAGCACUUGGUGUGAAAUUUCUCUUGUUUAUCUAUUGCAGCACGCUUUCGCAAUACUCUUCAGCCAAAGUGUUUGCACAAGAUCAUCGCAACGAUAUUCUUGUCAAUGGCCUUGGGUUAACAACCGGAAUCCUAGGCAGUCGACUUGCAGGAUGGGUGGAUCCUACAGGGUCUAUCAUCAUCGCUCUCAUCAUUCUUCGAAGUUGGACAUCGACACUUAUUGAUCAUACAAAAUUGAUUGUUGGAAAGACCGCCGACAAUGAAUUCUUGAAGAGAGCCACGUAUAUUGCUCUUACACAUCCUGGUGUACAUCAAGUUGAUACAUGUCGUGCUUAUUAUGCAGGCAACAAUUUAUUUGUGGAAGUGGAUAUUGUUCUACCACCUGAUACGAUGCUAAGGGAAUCGCAUGAUAUUGGAGAGUCCUUGCAGAUCAAACUUGAAUCCAUCCCAACGGUAGCCCGUGCCUUUGUACAUGUAGAUUAUGAGACGUCUCAUAGACCUGAGCAUCAAAAGACCAAAUAA
Messenger RNA from Lichtheimia ornata, 1206 nucleotides. RefSeq lists its product as uncharacterized. The record is from RefSeq and is a predicted model, not a curated record. The transcript has 9 exons. Bases 1 to 1206 code for a protein of 401 amino acids. Gene Ontology annotation, molecular function: monoatomic cation transmembrane transporter activity. Lineage: Eukaryota; Fungi; Mucoromycota; Mucoromycetes; Mucorales; Lichtheimiaceae. Gene Ontology annotation, biological process: monoatomic cation transport; transmembrane transport. Gene Ontology annotation, cellular component: membrane.